UUGUUUAUUACUUGUUAACUGUCCAUGUGGAUACUGCGCUCGCGCACUGGAUAAGAGACGUUGGACGAUCACGCAACGUGAAAUAAAUCGUCAGUUGUCUUAUGUAGCGCCAUAAAGUGAGACGUGUUAUCUACGGAUAGAUAAAAAUAUUAAGUUUUAAUAAAAAUGGGAUUGCUUAACAUAGAGGAUGAAACCGGUGAUGUUUGUAGUGAGUUAAUAUUUUACGUCAACGGGAAAAAGGUGGUAGAACCGAAACCUGAUCCAGAAUGGACGCUCCUCUGGUACCUCCGGAAGAAACUGCGACUGACGGGCACCAAGUUAGGAUGUGCCGAAGGAGGUUGCGGUGCCUGUACCGUCAUGGUUUCCAAAUACAAUCGCUCAGAGAAGAAAGUUGUUCAUCUCGCAGUAAAUGCAUGUCUGGCUCCAGUGUGCGCUAUGCACGGUCUUGCCGUCACUACAGUUGAAGGCAUUGGAUCAACUAAAACCAGAUUACAUCCAGUUCAAGAACGUAUAGCUAAGGCUCACGGCUCGCAGUGCGGGUUCUGCACGCCAGGAAUCGUCAUGUCUAUGUACACGUUGCUCAGAACCAACAGUAAAAUAACAUACAAUGACAUGGAAGUUGCCUUUCAAGGAAAUCUGUGUAGAUGUACGGGCUACAGAGCCAUCAUAGAAGGCUACAAGACAUUCAUUGAAGAUUGGGAGACAAAUCGUGUUGCUAACAUGACAGUUAAUGGCGAAAAAGCGAAACAAACCAAUGGUACCUGUGCCAUGGGAAAAGACUGUUGCAAAAACAAGACUGAUAAAGAAGAUACAAGUGAAACAGAACAUAUUUUUGAUAGGUCAUCGUUUCUACCUUACGAUAGUACCCAGGAACCAAUAUUUCCACCUGAACUGAAGUUAUCGUCUGUAUACGAUGAUCAAUACUUAAUAUAUCGAGGUGAAAAGGUCACAUGGUACAGACCAAAGGAUUUAAGUACUAUUGUUAAUUUAAAAAAUAAACACCCCGAUGCCAAAAUAGUUGUAGGUAAUACUGAAGUCGGUGUCGAAGUUAAGUUUAGACAUGUAGUUUACCCUACCAUUAUAAUGCCAAACUCUGUACCAGAAUUGACCACUAUCACUGAAAAUGAACACGGAUUAACAAUAGGUGCCGCUGUUACUCUCAUGGAGAUAGAAAAUACCUUAAGACAGUACAUAACCAAUUUGCCUCAGUACAAGACACGCUCGUUUGUAACCAUGGUGGAGAUGCUCAACUGGUUUGCAGGAAAACAAAUAAGGAAUGUGGCGGCUAUAGGUGGAAAUAUCAUGACGGGUAGUCCUAUAUCGGACUUAAAUCCAAUUUUGAUGGCCUUGAAAGUGAAACUCGACCUUAUAAGUGAAGAUGGAGGACAUCGCUCUGUUUUAAUGGAUGAAACAUUCUUCACUGGGUACAGGAGGAAUGUAGUGAAACCAAACGAAAUUUUGCUAUCGAUAGAGGUUCCGUAUACUAACAAAUAUCAGUAUGUUAAAGCAUACAAACAAGCAAAAAGAAGAGAAGACGAUAUUUCCAUUGUUACUGCUGCUAUCAACGUCGAGUUUGAACAUAACACUAAUGUUAUAAAGUACAUUAAUCUUGCUUUUGGUGGUAUGGCCCCUGUAACAAAAUUAGCAACCAAAACAUGCGAAUCAUUAAGAGGUGAGAAAUGGGAUGAAAAUGUGUUAGAGAAAACGUUUUCGCUAUUGAUAGAGGAGCUGCCUCUGAGUCCUUCCGCUCCAGGUGGAAACAUACAGUUUCGUCGGACUUUGACAAUGAGUUUGUUCCUAAAAGCGUACCUGGCUAUUGCUCAACAAAUGACAAAAGAUUAUAUUCAUGAGGAUCUUAUUCUACCAUACCAUAGCAGCGGUGCAGAACAAUUCCACGGCGGUAUGCCAAAAAGUGCACAAUAUUUCGAUUUAGUUGGAUCUGAACAAGUUAAAAGCGACGCUGUUGGUAGGCCAAUUACGCAUGUAUCAGCAUUCAAGCAAACAACAGGUGAAGCAAUUUAUUGUGACGAUAUGCCAACUGCCGAAGGCGAACUUUACUUGGCAUUUGUUCUCAGUACACGAGCACAUGCUAAAGUAUUGUCAGUUGAUGCCACAAAAGCAUUGCAAAUGCCAGGUGUUGUUGCUUUCUUUUCUGCUAAAGAUUUAACUUCUGAGCAAAAUGCUAUUGGACCUAUUUUCCACGAUGAAGAGUUAUUCAUUACUGAGAAAGUCACAAGUCAGGGACAGACUAUUGGUGUUAUAGUAGCAGAAGACCAAGCAAGAGCCCAAGAAGCCGCCAGAAAGGUGGAAAUAAAGUACGAAGAUAUACAGCCUAUUAUAGUUACAAUGGAAGACGCAAUUAAGCACAAUUCAUUUUACCCACAAUAUCCUAAAACCAUAAAAAGGGGAGAUGUAGAAAGUGCCUUUAACGAUAAAAAUAAUAUUAUUAUUGAAGGAGAAUGUCGCAUGGGUGGGCAAGAACAUUUUUACCUAGAAACCCAUGCCGCAUUUGCCAUCCCAAAGAAAGAGGAUGAUGAGUUGGAAAUAUUCUGUUCGAGUCAACAUCCCUCAGAAAUAGCGAAAUUAGUUAGUCAUGUACUGCACGUUCCCAUGAACCGGAUCGUUGCUAGAGUAAAACGUAUGGGAGGUGGAUUUGGAGGAAAGGAAUCUCGUGGCAUGCUAGUGGCUUUACCUGUAGCAUUCGCUGCUCACAAACUUCAAAGGCCAGUUCGUUGCAUGCUCGACCGAGACGAAGACAUGUUGAUAAGCGGUACGAGACAUCCGUUCAUGGUAAAAUAUAAGGUUGCUGUUACUUCAGAAGGAAAGAUAAUGGGAGCUAGAGUAAUUAUUUAUAACAAUGGAGGAUACUCUUUAGAUCUGUCAGGCCCUGUAGUAGAAAGAGCUAUGUUCCACUAUGAAAAUGCUUAUUAUGUGCCAAAUGCUGAAGUAUCGGGCAUUGUUUGUAAGACCAAUUUACCAUCAAAUACAGCGUUCCGUGGUUUUGGUGGACCUCAGGGAAUGUUUGGAGCUGAGAGCAUUAUCGAAGACAUAGCAUUUAAAGUAGGAAAGAGUUUCGAUGAGAUCCGUCGAAUCAACUUGUACGCCGAGAACUCGAUAACUCAUUACGGACAGGUUUUGGAAAAUUGCACGCUACAGAGAUGUUGGGACGAGUGCGCACAAAAAAGUAAUCUUGCGGAACGAAGAUUGGCCAUCGAAAAGUUCAACAAAGAGCACAGAUGGAGGAAACGUGGAAUUUCAAUGAUCCCUACUAAGUUUGGAAUCGCUUUUACAGAAAAGUUGCUUAACCAAGCUGGUGCUUUAGUACUGAUAUAUGUCGAUGGAUCAGUUCUUGUAUCACACGGUGGAACUGAAAUGGGACAAGGACUACAUACGAAAAUGAUUCAAGUUGCUUCCCGUGCUCUUGGAGUAGAUGUGUCCAAAAUUCACAUAAGUGAAACUUCUACUGACAAAGUACCCAACACUUCAGCUACUGCAGCUAGUGCUGGAUCAGAUCUAAACGGAAUGGCUGUGCUUCAAGCAUGCGAGACCCUGUCGAAACGACUGCAACCAUUCAAAGAAAAGAACCCCAAUGGAAAGUGGGAAGAUUGGGUCCUGUCCGCUUGGAUUGAUAGAGUUAGUUUAUCCGCAACGGGUUUUUAUGCAACCCCUGGAAUUGGAUAUAAUUUCGAUGAAAAUACAGGAACUCCUUUCAACUACUUUACAUUUGGGGCGGCAUGCACUGAAGUCGAGAUCGAUUGCCUAAGUGGUGAUCAUCUAGUAGUGAGAAGUGACAUUGUGAUGGAUUUGGGAGAAAGUUUGAACCCAGCUAUAGAUAUUGGUCAAAUCGAAGGUGGAUUCAUGCAGGGGUACGGUUUAUUCACGAUUGAGGAGCUUAUUUACUCGCCAACUGGGGCGUUACUCUCAAAAGGUCCUGGUGCUUACAAAAUUCCUGGUUUUGGUGACAUUCCUCAAGAAUUUAAUGUAUCAUUGCUCAAAGGAGCCCCUAACCCAAGAGCUGUAUAUUCGUCAAAGGCUGUUGGUGAACCACCUCUGUUCCUAGCUUCGUCCGCAUUCUUCGCUAUAAAAGAAGCAAUCCGUGCGGCGCGGGCUGAAACGGGAGCUUCUCAGGAGUUCCGGUUGGAUGCACCUGCAACGUCCGCAAGAAUUCGUAUGGCUUGCGAGGACCACAUUACUAAAAAGCUGGAUGAACCAGAGCCAGGCAGCUUCGUACCUUGGAAUGUUGUACCUUAGGAGUACCAAAAGUAGUUCUACAUUCUACGUUGUAAAUAACUUGUUUGCUGUGCAAUACCUCAUUGAAUACCUACAUAUAUUACCAUAGAAUUUUCAUAUUAAUACAAAAAAUAUUUUUUAACUAAAAGAUUUUUACGUUCGUGUAACAAUAAAGAAUACAUAAAAUUACAUAUCAACUUUGUUAUAGCUUUGUACUGUUCAGUUAAUUAAUAAUAACUGUUUUUGAAUUUUUUUCCUCAUUAGCAUAAUAAUUU
Trichoplusia ni (cabbage looper) is the source of this 4505-nucleotide messenger RNA. RefSeq names its product xanthine dehydrogenase (gene ry). Gene Ontology annotation, molecular function: 2 iron, 2 sulfur cluster binding; molybdenum ion binding; FAD binding. The transcript is spliced from 8 exons. The coding region runs from base 166 to 4251 and encodes 1361 amino acids. The record is from RefSeq and is a predicted model, not a curated record. Lineage: Eukaryota; Metazoa; Arthropoda; Insecta; Lepidoptera; Noctuidae.